Molecule: messenger RNA, 1113 nt
Organism: Candidozyma duobushaemuli
Lineage: Eukaryota; Fungi; Ascomycota; Pichiomycetes; Serinales; Metschnikowiaceae
Gene: OCH1
Product: Och1p
Exons: 1
Coding region: 1-1113 (370 amino acids)
Biological process (GO): protein N-linked glycosylation
Cellular component (GO): mannan polymerase complex
Molecular function (GO): alpha-1,6-mannosyltransferase activity
Source: RefSeq, a predicted model, not a curated record
AUGAACACCCCCAAAAAGCUAAGAGCCGCUAUGGUGGCGGUAGCGGUGGUGUAUUUCGUGGCGGUGUUUUUCGGGAGCCUAACGCCGGGACAUCCUAAAACAUAUACAGAGCACAACUCGAGUGGCCUUAAUGCUCAACGAAAGCAGGAACAGAACGUGAACUGGAAGCAGCACGCCGAAGAUAUCCACACCAACAAUAUCAACAGACUUCCCACGUCGGCAACGGUAAGGCAGCAAUUGAGUUUCCAGUUUCCGUACGAGCCUCGGAAAGGUUUUCAAAAGAACAUAUGGCAGACGUGGAAGGUUGGUGUUGAGCAUGGAGCAUUCCCUACCAAGUACAAGCGGUUCCAGAUAGGCUGGGAGGAGAAGAAUCCCGGCUACAAGCACUACGUGAUUGCAGACGAUCAGUGUGAUUUGUUGAUCAACGAUUUGUACGAGUCUGUUCCUGACGUGAAGAAAGCAUGGAACCUGAUGCCCAAGAGCAUUCUCAAGGCUGAUUUCUUCAGGUACCUCAUAUUGUACGCCAGAGGCGGAGUUUACUCGGACAUCGACACCACGGCGCUCAAGCCCAUCGAUCUGUGGCUUUCGGCAAACGAAACUGUCUUUGGCCAGCCCAACACUGCAGGUCUUGUGGUGGGCAUCGAAGCAGACCCUGACCGGCCUGAUUGGGCAGAAUGGUACGCUCGUAGGAUUCAGUUCUGCCAGUGGACCAUUCAGGCCAAAGCUGGCCACCCGCAGUUGCGUGAGUUGAUUGCAUCAAUUACGGAGAUUACUCUCACGAGACAGAAAAAGGGGCAGCUUCAUAAGGUGUUGGGCAAGGACGAGGGCGGCGACAUCAUGAACUGGACAGGUCCUGGAAUUUGGACUGACCUGGUUUUCGAGUACUUGAACAACUUGGCACAGCCGCAGAAGAAUAGAGAUGAGGGUGUGGUGGAGACUCUUGUUGACUGGAAAAUGUUCACCGGACUUCAAAAGCCACGUAUUGUCGACGACGUGAUGGUUCUUCCAAUCACAAGUUUUUCGCCCGAUGUUGACCAAAUGGGUGCCAAAUCUAGCAACCACGAGCUCGCCUACGCAAAGCACAUGUUCCUGGGCUCGUGGAAGAAUGAUUGA